This is a messenger RNA of Pectinophora gossypiella (pink bollworm), 4700 nucleotides long. Its product is annotated as zinc finger protein 260-like. The record is from RefSeq and is a predicted model, not a curated record. Gene Ontology annotation, molecular function: zinc ion binding. Bases 127 to 1326 code for a protein of 399 amino acids. Gene Ontology annotation, cellular component: nucleus. The transcript is spliced from 6 exons. NCBI's taxonomy places the organism in Eukaryota, Metazoa, Arthropoda, Insecta, Lepidoptera, Gelechiidae.
UAUGGCCGCUAAUGCGAGCUUUGUGUUUAACAAUUGUUGUUUAUAGUGGUACUGUUGUUUGUUUGUUGUUGUCUCUGAUAAUUUUAGUGUUUUUAGCUUAUUGUAGUGUAAUGUUAGCGUAUAAAAAUGACGGCGGCGGCUUGGAAACCUGAGAAAGAUAUAUGUCGAUGUUGUCACGCGGAGGGAUCUUACCACAAUUUAUCGGAGCCACGAUUCGUAUUGGGACAGACGGAGGUGUAUUCCGAUAUGCUGAAAAGCUGUUUUAACGUAGAAUUAUCCACAGUAUCAGGCAUGUUGUCUGCACCGACAUUCACAAUAUGUGAACCGUGCAUAUUACGGCUUCGAGAUGCUAGCAACUUCAAGAAACAAGUGUUGCGCUGCGAAGAGCGAUUUAAGGAUAUGUUCAAGAAUAUUAUUCAAGCUUUACGACCAGAAUUUGAUGUUAAGCAAGAAGUGCGAGAUGAUAAUCCGGAGGUGAAAGUGGAGUUUGUGCAUAUGGAUGAUGAAGAUGAUGCUGUUGAUAUGAAAUUUGAUGAUUCUGAUGACGACCAGCCAGUAAUACAGAUAAAAGUAGAGCAACACUCAAAGAAGAAAGGAAAGACGAAAGUGAAGUCCAAACCUAAAAGCAAGAAGCCGGUGAAGAAUCAAGAACUGAACGAAGUAGCUGCCAUUGAAAUGGGGAAUAGCAUCGCUGAUGAACCAGAUAUGGGUGAAGAUGGUGAAGACGAAAGUAGCAAACCUAAAAAAGGCGCCCGGCAUCAGAAAUUCUUCUUAAAAGACUCAGACUUUCGCACCGAAGACGAUAACUACAUAUGCUCCCACUGCGACAAGAAAUACGACAAGAUAUUCUCUCUCCGCUUCCAUAUAAAGACUAAACACUACAAAAUUGCGCGGUUCCCCUGCCCGUAUUGCAAACAGGAGUUCAUGACGCCAGCUCCUUUGACAGUUCACAAACUCCAGGAGCACAACAUCGACGAACGCUUCAAGUGCAAGGCGUGUAAUGCUGUGUUCAACACCAAAGUGCAGUUACGCAAGCACAUUAACAACUUCCACAUGCUGGGUGAGAAGUAUAAAUGUGAAUUUUGUGAUUAUGAAUCCUUUAGUUUCGAAGGUAUGUACAAACAUAAGUUUAAGCAUAAAACUGUCAAGGACUACCAUUGCAGGUUUUGUAGGAAGUCGUUUUUGAGGAAGGCUACUUUAGAUCUGCACGAGAGGAUACAUACUGGUGACAGGAGAAAGGUAUGCAAUGUUUGCGGGCAGGCAUUUGUUCAGAAAGCCAGUUUAAAUUACCAUAUGACAAAGUAUCAUCCUGAGGUCAAUUUUUAGUGUUAAAAGUGAAUUGUGUAACGUAAACUCACGAAUGUGCAACGAGGGAUUUUCCAGGCUAUCUUCCCCAAAAACAAUACAGGGUGUUAGUGACAUCGUAACGAAAACUUUGAGGGAUAAUUCAGGCCAUGAUUCUGAGUUGAUAUCAAAUGGAAAUUUCCGUCGCAAAAUUCAUGUUUUUUUUAGUUUUAAUUUUAUUGUCAAUUCUAUACUUUUGAGAUCGAAAAUUCCACUUGAUAUUAACUCAGAAUAACGAGCUGAAUCAGCCCCCUGAGUAUUCGUUACGAUGGCACUUACACCCUUUACUAGUACAUGCAGGUAGCCAUAUACAAGUAGGUAUGGGUGUUAGUGACACCGUAACGAAUACUCAGGGGGAUGGUUCAGACCAUGAUUCUGAGUUGAUAUCAAGUGAAAUUUCCUGUCUGGAGAAUUCAUGUAAAUUUUUGUGUUUUUUUUUUUAUUAUUUUCAGUCCCAUACUUUUGCGACGGAAUAUUCCACUUGAUAUCAACUGAGAAUCAUGGUCUGAAUGAUCCUUCAAAUUUUUCGUUACGAUGUUACUAACACCCUGUAUAAAAAUGAAAUCCGUUAUUAUAACAUGUAUAAAUAUUGUAUAUAAAACAUAACGGCCUUGAUUUCUGCAAACACCUUCUAAUUUUGUUUUAAGUUAUACCUGUCGUUUUCCUAUCCACCGAAACGGAUGACAGAAUUAAGUUGACAGCACACGUCACAGGUUGCAUAUAAGCGAGAUGCUUAUUUGAUUCGGCCGGGUUAUUUAUUCAUUCGCUCAUUCAUUUUAUAAUGAACUGCGGGGUUAAAAUGGCCACAUCGAAGCAUUUCAUCUAAGAGAGCAAUAUUGCAAUUUGACAUUUGCGCAUAUAAAAGUAAGUGCGCAAUGCAAACAAAAUAUUGCUUUCAUAGAUGAAUUGCUUCCAUGUGGCCAUUUUGACCCCCCAGUUAUAUUUAAAAUGAAUGAGCGAAUGAAUGAAUAACCCGGCCGAAUCAAAUAAGCAUCUUGCUCAUAUGCAACCUGACGUGUGUUGCUAACUUAAUUCUGUCGGGUUAUUGGCCUAUGUGAAAUUUUGAGAAGUUUUAAAUCCCGCAUUCAAGAUUUUCAUGGCCGAUUCCCGGUAGUGGUUCCCUGGAGGAAAUCGCUUAUUUUUUUUUUAGGUCGCACAUAUGUGAUGUUUCUAAAUGUUUGUAUAUUUGAUUUGAUUUAAAUUUCUGCCUAAAAUCGUCGUGUGUUUCAUAAAUGUUAUAUGCCUGACCCUUUCCUUUUCGGCGGAAAAGAAAAUGAUAGGUGUAACUUUAAAUAAAAUUAGAUGGUGUGUGUGGUCGCGAGUACUAAUAUGUAUACACUUUGAAACCAUGUCACAUUAACUUCUUUGACAAAUUAUACCGUAAGUCUCAUUAAAUGUCAAAUAUGAUAGUGCGACAGGGUUCUAAAGUGGGUACAUGAUAUUGCUCAUGACUGUACAGAAAUCUGCAAUAUUGUCAUAGUUACGUGAAAUCACAAAUGUAUGAUAAAUUAUAUUUGAGUUUUAUUUCGUUAGAUAUUCAUAUUGAAUAAGGCUAUUGUAAACAUGUUUUUUUGUUAAAUAUUUUAGUUAAUUAUAUAAUAUUUUUAGUUAAUUAUCUAUACAGGGUGUUAGUGAUAUCGUAACGAAUAUCAAGGGGGACGAUUCAGACCAUGAUUCCGAGUUGAUAUCAAGUGGAAUUUUCCGUCGCAAAAUUGUCGAUUUUGUUUUUUUUUUUAAUUGUUUUCAGUUGGCAACUUGACAUUUGUAAGAAUAAAAAUGAAAUAUGUCGCAUAUGAUAGUUUGUCAUUUAACAAUAAUUAAUAAUUAUAAAUUUUUGGCAGUAAUGGUUGUCUCUACUCUAUGACCACCGGUUGCCAUACAACCAUAAAGUUGAAGUUGAAUUAUUAUUUUUUACAACACACACACAAGUCAUGACAUGGGGAGGCCUUUGCUCAGCAGUAGGAUCAUACAGGCUAAUAAUAAUAAAUAAUAUAUUUUUCACAAAAUAAUAAUGCGAUUUUUUAUCUGUGUAUUCGAAACACUGGCGGCCAUGAUUGGGCUUCGUGUGACGUCACAUUUCACAAAAUAAACAAAAGCUAUCUGUCAGUUUUCGAGUUAAGCUGUUUGACAGUUGCUUUGUUUAUUGAAAUGUGACGUCACCAGGCAAUAUAUCACGUGACCAACCGUUUUCGCGCGAUAUUUGAAAUGAAUGAAGAAACGUACGUUUUUUUUUGUAUUAUAUAAAGCUUUUUCGAGAUAAUAAAAGUAUUUUCAGAUAUGCAUUUUUUAAAAUACUUAUCCGUAAACUAACCCAAACCCAAAAGUAGCCAAUUGUAUACUAUUGCGAUGAAAAAUUCCACUUGAUAUCAACACAGAAUAAUGGUCUGAAUCGUCCCUCAAAGUUUUCGUUACGAUGUCACUAACACCCUAUAUGUAUUUGAGAAGUGCCCGGUCCUACCAUGUAAUUGUUAAAUAGAUGUAAUAUAUUAUAAUAUUGUUGUUGUCCAGGUGUGGGCCGACCUUUAUUUUGGGCCAUUGACCUGUCUGUCUGUGUCUGUGGUGUCCGGAAGUAAUAAAUGUUUCUUUCUUUCUUUCUUUCCAUUGACAAGAUGCCACAAAGUAAAUUAUUUUUUCCUUGUUGUUCAUUUUUUGGAACAUAAUCAAGUUUUGUUAUUAAGUUCUGUGCUGUACAGUGUAUUUGAUUUUGUGAUUUCAAAAUUACAUCGAAGAAAAUCAUUAAGCCGCCCAUUUGAACUGUUGCUAUUAUUAUUUUUUUUAUAAAAGUUUAUAUGUUUCUUUUGUGUGCAAUAAAGUACGUAUAUAUUUGAAUAAUUGAUUGAUUGAAAAUCAGAUAUAAUAAUGAAAUUAAAUAAAAUUACAAAAGAUCUUAAAUAUAUAUUGUAACAAAAAAGUCCACCACUCAACCAUAAAGCGUGCGAAUGUGAAUUUAAUAUAACGUUCCGUUCCUUGAAGUAACGUACCAAGUUCAACGCCAUCUAUCCAGGAACUAGGAAACAAAUUAAACAUGCACAUAAACAACCUAUAUGUGCCACUGCUGGACACAGGCCUCCCCUCAAUCAAGCGGAGACAACACGCUGCUCCACUGCGGGUUGGUGGAGACAAAUUAAAAAAUAAAAUAAAAAGAAAAUCUCAGUAAAUUAACGGCCUUUGAUCAUAAUAUUAUGGGACUUUCCGGGCUUGAGGGAAAAUACCGAUAUAAUGAAAUCGUACUUGCCAUUCGCCUAAGUGGCCCGUUUUCGCAACUUUCACACUCUAUUUACCUACCUAUACAUUGAAAAUAUAAUGAUAUACAAAUAUGCUACAAUUUUGGUAAAUAAAUAGCGAUAUUAAAUUAA